Messenger RNA from Loxodonta africana (African savanna elephant), 3168 nucleotides. RefSeq names its product RALBP1 associated Eps domain containing 2 (gene REPS2). Gene Ontology annotation, molecular function: protein binding; calcium ion binding; molecular adaptor activity. Gene Ontology annotation, biological process: endosomal transport; clathrin-dependent synaptic vesicle endocytosis. Lineage: Eukaryota; Metazoa; Chordata; Mammalia; Proboscidea; Elephantidae. The record is from RefSeq and is a predicted model, not a curated record. Gene Ontology annotation, cellular component: plasma membrane; intracellular vesicle; cytoplasm. Bases 1 to 2025 code for a protein of 674 amino acids. The transcript has 19 exons.
AUGGAGGUAGCCGGCGGGGGCGGCUCGGGGUCGCCGCUGCUGCUGAGCGACGCCGAGCAGCAGUGCUACUCCGAGCUGUUCGCGCGCUGCGCCGGAGCCGCGGGCGGGGGCCCCUCCGGACCCCCCGAGGCCGCCCGCGCUGUCCCCGGGGCGGCCACGGCUGCUGCUGGCCCGGUGGCCGACCUGUUCCGGGCGUCGCAGCUGCCCGCCGAGACGCUGCACCAGAUCACCGAGCUGUGUGGUGCAAAGCGUGUUGGUUAUUUUGGGCCAACACAGUUUUAUGUUGCCCUGAAAUUAAUUGCGGCAGCGCAGUCUGGCCUCCCAGUGCGGAUUGAGAGUAUUAAAUGUGAAUUGCCUCUGCCUCGCUUUAUGAUGUCAAAGAAUGAUGGGGAAGUGCGAUUUGGGAACCCGGCUGAGCUGCAUGGAACCAAAGCUCAGAUUCCAUAUUUAACCACGGAAAAAAAUUCCUUCAAAAGAACGGACGAUGGGGAUAAACAGCAGGAAACACAGUCUCCCACGAUGUCACCCCUCGCCUCCCCUCCUUCUUCCCCGCCUCAUUACCAGAGGGUGCCCUUGAGCCAUGGCUACAGCAAGCUGUGGAGCAGCGCGGAACAGAUGCAUCCAGCUCCUUAUGAAGCCAGACAGCCCCUUGUCCCACCUGAAGGAACCUCGUCGGGGGGCCCUGGAACCAAGCCGCCUCGUCUUCAGGCCUCUCUUAUCCGGUCCUUUUCAGUGGAGAGAGAACCGCAGGAUAGCAACAGUAAUUACCCAGACGAACCCUGGAGGAUAACAGAGGAACAGCGAGAGUACUACGUCAAUCAGUUCAGGUCCCUGCAGCCUGACCCAAGUUCCUUCAUUUCAGGUUCUGUGGCUAAGAACUUCUUCACUAAAUCAAAGCUUUCCAUUCCAGAACUCUCCUAUAUAUGGGAACUUAGCGAUGCUGACUGUGACGGGGCCCUGACCCUGCCGGAGUUCUGUGCUGCGUUUCAUCUUAUUGUAGCCCGGAAGAACGGCUACCCGCUGCCCGAGGCCCUGCCGCCAACUCUGCAGCCAGAGUACCUGCAAGCAGCUUUUCCUAAGUCCAAGUGGGAGUGUGCAGCAUUUGAUUCGUAUUCAGAGUCAAUGCCAGCAAGCCAACAACCCCGGGACUUGCAUCGGAGUGAGAAGACAUCUGUUAAAGACAUGGCAGACUUUCCUGUUCCUAUCCAAGAUGUGACUCUCGAUGACAAACAAGCUUCGAAAAAUAUUAAGGAUGAAGCCUCACCAAAGGAUGUGUCGGAGGACUCAGCAACUCCUAAGGAUUCCAGCAGCCUCAAAGCAAGACCAAGAUCCAGAUCUUACUCUAGCACCUCCAUAGAAGAGGCCAUGAAAAGGAGCGAGGAUCCUCCUACGCCCCCGCCACGGCCCCAGAAGACCCAUUCUAGAGCCUCCUCCUUGGAUCUGAAUAAAGUCUUCCAGCCCAGUGCACCAGCUGCCAAGUCAGGAUCCUUGCCCCAACCACCUGCACUCCCUCCGAGACCUUGUCCGUCACAGGUUUCCCAGCACAGUGUAAACAGUGAGUCCAGUGCUCAGCCCAAGCCUCCAGCUCAACCCUAUGGGGAUUUCCGACUACAGGAGCAGUCUGAACAAACGUCUGAGGCUGAGGUGCACCCACAGUCAAGCAGAGGCCCUUCCCAGGCUGCAGAAAGUAGUCCAGCCAAGAAGGACAUACCAUAUUCCCAGCCCCCAUCAAAGCCCAUCCGUAGGAAAUUCAGACCUGAAAAUCAAGCUCCAGAAAACCAAGAGCUUCCUCCCACUGUAGGUGGACCAGCUUCUGCCCCAACCAUGAAACCCCAUCCAGCAGUCCAAAAACAGUCUUCCAAACAGAAAAAGGCUAUUCAGACUGCGAUCCGCAAAAAUAAGGAGGCAAAUGCCGUGCUGGCCAGGUUGAACAGUGAACUCCAGCAGCAACUCAAGGAGGUUCAUCAAGAACGUAUUGCUUUGGAAAACCAACUGGAGCAACUUCGUCCAGUCACCGUGUUGUGACUGACCUCCCAAGGUUCAAGCGACAUUUCCUGCCAAGAUCUUCCCUCCGAAUGUUUGAGCUCACCUCCUCGUCAUAAAUGUUGGACUCUGUCCAAAGCUGUGAGCAGCGGAAUAGAGUCCAUACCACCUUUUCUCAUGCGCUUCGCCUGUACGUUUCACUGUGGUGGAAAAAAUACUUCAACUGAUUGUCACACUUGAAAUUGUAGUUCUCGGUAGACUUUAUCUCCCAUUCUUAAGUAGUUCCCUCAAGGUGUUAGAUGCUGCUCCUUACCAAAAAUCAAUCUUCUAGCAAAUAAAAAAUAACUUAGAGCAUUAUUUAUUUAAAGAGUUAUGAUUUGUACAAGAUCUUAUAACCAAGUACCUUCAGGAUGCUUGUUUUAUUUUUGUAUGUAUAUCGUAUACAGUAGGUUGGUUUCCUGAAUAAUUGGGAUUCCAACUGGAUAGACUUUCGCAUGAUGGUAAUAAAAACAAACACAAAAAAUAAAACAAAAGCAUCAGAUUUAGACUGGCGCUGUGCCCUCCACCACUGUAUGCCAAAAAUUGCUUCUCUAGUGCCAUUUUGAUAUUAUAUCUACCUAUAAGUAAUACAUGACUAUUGUUUUGUAUUGAAUAUCAAAGACUCAUUGGAUCUUUACACCUCUGUAAAGCAGAGGUUUUGGCAAUGAUCUGUUUAACUUGGCCACGCUAGGCUGUCAACCCAGAUAACUCAGUCGUUCCAUGUAAAUUUUUGGGCAAGAGCAAUCUGCUUUAACUGCCUCGCCCUAUCAAAUUAAAUAAAUAGUUGCCAGAUCUUGACUUUUAUCCUGCAUAAGGACAGCAUAUCUGUAAAUACACGAGUUUGGAAACUACCCAUCAAAUACGAAAGGGCGAUGAGACUGUUUGGAUUGAUAAACAUUUGUUGUUUGGACUGAUGUGUCCAAACACGGGAAAAGGGGGAAGUGGUUGUUACUAACAAUCCAGCAACCUCUGGUAGUUACUUUCAUCUUUGUUAUUUUAACCUGGAUUGUGACUAUACUGGGUGUGAAGAAAUAAUGAAAGAAAGCCUGUCCUCACACUCAAUAUAUGACUGUUUUGUUCUCUGUGAAGCAUACCCUUGGGAAGUGACUGGGUUAGAGCCAAUUCGGAGGAACCCAAGUAACUCCA